Molecule: messenger RNA, 2535 nt
Organism: Cordyceps fumosorosea ARSEF 2679
Lineage: Eukaryota; Fungi; Ascomycota; Sordariomycetes; Hypocreales; Cordycipitaceae
Product: Cytochrome b561/ferric reductase transmembrane
Exons: 2
Coding region: 1-2535 (844 amino acids)
Molecular function (GO): transmembrane monodehydroascorbate reductase activity
Source: RefSeq, a predicted model, not a curated record
AUGGCGCCGACACCAGACGAGCUGUCGGCCCCAGGCUCGGCAAGCUACGCCUCUGACACCUUGAAUGUCGGAGAUGGCACCUGGGUUUUUGACAAGAACACCUUCUUGCUUCCUAAUCUACAGGGAGUUAACUUCGAUACUAUGCGCUACAAUGGCAUGGGGAAUCGCUUCUCAACCUUUGUUGGAUAUCACAGCAUCAUUUUGGCUCAUGGUGUCAUGGCUGCGCUGGUAUUCCUGCUCAUCGUACCCUUCUCCGUCAUGACGAUUCGCUUCUACGAUAGAAACCCCGGCCGCGCCGUCACCUACCAUGGUCAACUACAAGUUUUAGCUAGUCUUAUGCUGCUGGUUAUUUUUAUUCUUGGAUUCUUCGCAGUCGGCCCCAAACGAAACCUCAGCAAUCCUCACCACGGCAUUGGCGUCGCCAUAUUUGUACUCUUCGUUCUCCAACUCAUUGGCGGCCGCUUGGUUCGACACAUUACAAAAUCACGCUCUUUGCGAAUAAUGAUCCAUCAGUGGUCUGGACGCGCCAUCGGGCUCUUGGGCAUUGUUCAAGUUCCGCUGGGCCUAACCCUCUACGGCUCACCCAAGUACCUCUUCAUCCUCUAUGCGGUCUGGAUGUCGUUUCUCGUUUUGCUCUACUUUAUUUUCAGCUACCGUCGUGCUGGCCAUCGUGAUUACUACAUGGGAGCUGGCACAAGGUCUGAUGGCGGGCGAACACGCCUCACCGAAUCCGAAUUCAUCUCUGAUCACAAGCCGAACAACAGCAGCAAGCUAAAAUGGCUUGGCCCUCUUGCUGCGGGCGCUGGAUUGUGGGCAUUGUUGCGCAAUCGAGGCAAGAAGCAAGAUCGCGAGCGCAGUCGAUCACCGUCCUCUUACAGGACCCGCACCGACGUAUUAUCCUCUCGUGUCCAGUCCGACAGAUACUACGAUGACAAGUACUCUGACUCUCCCCAGCGAAAGAGCGGUGGCGGAGGAUUUUUGAAGACGCUCGCUGGUGUUGCUGCUGCUGUUGGAGCCGGAGGUCUAGCUGCAAAUCUGAUGAAGAAGAGGAAUAACAGAGACGAAGAAUACUCGGCAGUAUCUACGGAAACGCCUCGCCGUCACCGUAGCGGGCGCGGCGCACGAAGCGAUUACAGCAGCGGGUACACCGAGGAUUAUACCCCCACACAAACGUCUCUGCUACCGCCAUCGGCGAACGCGGCCAACACCACUACCCAUACCACGAGAACGGGCGAUACCGGCAGGCCUACAACGCCACGCUCUUCCUACCCAUCACGUCGCGACUAUGACGAUUCAGAAUAUUCUUCCUAUGUUAGUCCGUCACAAAGAAGGUCCGAGGAAAACUCUAGAGGAGGUGGGGGGUUUGCGAAGGGGAUCCUCGGCGGGCUGGGCAUGGGAUGGAUUGCCAAGAAACUUGCAGAAAGACGAAACAAGAAGCAAGAGGACCGACUACGUGAACAAGAGGACCUGCGCGGAGGAACAAGCAUCUCUCGAUUUACAGGUGACGGCUAUCCUUCCCCAACGCGCCGAGAUUCGAGGCGACCACCUCCUGUUCGUCGUCAAACAGGUUAUGGCGCACCAUAUGGCACAGAAACUGCAUUGAGUGACAUGACAGAAUCAACCAUGGACCCGCCGCCUCGAGCUGGUGCCGGUGCCCGAUCUGGAAGCAUUCAGCCGGUUCCCAUGCCAUCACGACCAGCCAGAGAUGUCAGCCAACCCAGCACAGAGUCAGUUUCCAUGCCGCCCAUGCCAGCAGAUCCUCACGGAAUACUACAUUCUGGAGCAGAAACCUCCGUUGUGUCUACUGACGCAUCACCACCGCAACGAAGACCUUCAGAAAAACGUCGUAAAGCUGGAGAACGAGCAGCCGCUGCUGCAGCCGCUCGUGCUAGCAGCCUCGCUGCAAAUGAAGAGAGAAGCUACCGCGGUGACGGGGGACGCGACAGGGAUCGCUACGCAUCGCCGAAUAGUCAGCCAGUCAGCGUCAAAGUCAAGGUUCAUGAUGACCGUGACCGCAAUGUGACACUGAGGCGAUUGACGGAGGAAGAGGCCAUGGCCGCUCGAGGUCGCCGUGACUCGAUAAGCAGCAUGUCUGGAAUUGACUCCCCGAGCAAUGGGCGCGGGUACCGCAGAGCAGCAAGCCCGCGCGCGGCAGAGCGGGAAGCAGAGCAACGGGUAGAAGAGGAAGACCAACUGCCGCCUCUGUCGCCGCCCAGACCUGCGUUUGCCAAGGGCCGCCGUGCUGGCAAAGACUCUGCCUAUUAUUCUGGUCCAGCCGCCGGUUCCGCAGCGGGUUCUGCCGCCGGUCCGGCAGCUGCGGUCGGGGGAACGCCCGCCCACAGUCAAAUGAAGGCAAGCGUGGACUCGCUGGGUACCCACGGCACCUGGAGCGGCAUGAGCAUGCCAUCUCCAAGUGAAGGCGAUAAGACGAGCGAAACCGCAGCUGCGGAAAAUAGACGACAACGUCGGAGAAUGGAGCGAAGAAGAGGCAGCAGUGCCACCGCCAGGCCGAGCGGAGUGGACAUGUAUAACUGA